Messenger RNA from Aspergillus welwitschiae, 944 nucleotides. RefSeq lists its product as uncharacterized. The transcript has a single exon. The coding region runs from base 142 to 648 and encodes 168 amino acids. NCBI's taxonomy places the organism in Eukaryota, Fungi, Ascomycota, Eurotiomycetes, Eurotiales, Aspergillaceae. The record is from RefSeq and is a predicted model, not a curated record.
GUGUUUACCCCACCAGAUGACUCGUAAAGGCAACUCAAAACAAAAGCAUGAGCCCACUCAAUGCUACCUUUCCUUCAAGGCUAAAGCCUGGACCUGGUCUGGCCUGGCUAACUUAACCUAUCCCGGACAUAUGGAUCUGGAAUGUUGCAACCCACCAAUCAGAUAGCGCCGGCUACUUCUUCCUGCCCAUCAGAUGCCCCGGUGAAUCAAAACACUCUUCAGUUUCACUCAGCCCAUCAGAUGACACGAGCCAGGAGCCGUGACAGGGUGCUGUGGAUAGGAUCACCGCGCUAUGGACAACCCACCAGACGACAGCACGCCAGGCAACAAGAAUCCCGACAUGGCGCCCACGUCAUGCCAGUGCACCUCGCGACGAGACAUGCAGUUUUGAGUUUCACGACAGUGUUGAAUUUAAUGCAUAUCACACUGGAAGAGGUCAAGGAAACGAGGAAUGAGUCCAACGGCGAAGAUAGAGUUAUGACCCUUGUUUCGGAAUUGCUUCGGGCUCGAAUGCGAAACGCUGGUGACGGAUUCAAGCAGGGAAGCGGCUGGUGUCUAAAUAUAAACAGUAGGGUUGGAAUGUCAAUUGGUCCAUCUGUUGAAGAGGAAUAUGGUGGCAGAUUAAGGGACUAUACAAGCAUGGGUUAAUCAAUCAGUCUGGAGAAUGAAUUGGAGGAUGACGGAUUUAGGUCUCCGACAAGUCUGUAUUCUCACCCCAACGCGGGCACGGAAGCUCAAGGGAAACCUUCUCUGGGACAACAUACUUGGAAGGAUACUAUCGAGGCACAGGACCAGAACCAUGGCUUCUGACCCACUAAUGCAAGCGAUGUCUGGCACUCAUCCCUAGUUUCCCAUCCCGAAUACAGAACAAGGGAGAGCGAAAGAGAGAGAGAGAGAGAGAGAGAGAGAGAGAGAGAGAGAGAGAUGAAAGGAGAAAGGAAGAG